Messenger RNA from Anguilla anguilla (European eel), 8333 nucleotides. RefSeq names its product proteasome activator subunit 4b (gene psme4b). The record is from RefSeq and is a predicted model, not a curated record. Gene Ontology annotation, molecular function: proteasome binding; peptidase activator activity. Gene Ontology annotation, cellular component: cytosol; nucleus; spermatoproteasome complex. Bases 274 to 5757 code for a protein of 1827 amino acids. NCBI's taxonomy places the organism in Eukaryota, Metazoa, Chordata, Actinopteri, Anguilliformes, Anguillidae. The transcript is spliced from 47 exons. Gene Ontology annotation, biological process: proteasomal ubiquitin-independent protein catabolic process.
UUGAGAAAGCAUGUGUUCAUAGUGUGUGUGUGUGUUGUCAGGCUAAUUGAGUAUGAGCGAAUGUGUGGGUGUGUGACCGUUCAGGUCAGAAGAGUCUGAGCUGUCAUGCUACUAGUCGCCUGACAAGUUAACUGCAUAAUUAACAAUUACGAGAAUCACGAAAUAUGCCAAAAGUAGAUUCAACAAAAUAGGUGUCAAAAAUAUUGGAACGUUGCUUACGAACUGAGCGAGUGUCCGCUAACAAAGAUAAAUUAACUCUUGGGGAACUGUAAUAUGAGAAAGGACGCGACUGGGACAUUAGGUUUUGUCCCUCAAAAAGACAUUGUCUAUAAUAAACUUCUUCCUUACGCGGACAAAUUAGAUGAAGAGUCGAAUGAAAUUCUGGGCCAAAUCAAGGGUAACUUGGCCCUGGCGUUACAGGUCCGGGAGUUAUGGCCCGGAGUUCUGUUUUGGACCAGGAAACUUUCUACCUACAUACGUCUGUAUGGCAGGAAGUUCACCAAAGAUGACCACGUGCUCUUCAUAAAGCUGCUGUACGAGCUGGUCACCAUCCCCACCCUGGAGAUCGGCAUGAUCCAGGGCUUCGCUCGCCUCCUGGUCUGCCUGCUCAAGAAGAAGGAGCUGCUGUCACAGGAUGACCUGCAGUUGCCAUGGAGACCACUGUACGAGCUAUAUGAGAGGAUUCUGUACUCCAAAACAGAGCACCUGGGUCUCAACUGGUUUCCCAACUCUGUGGAGGGGGCGUUGAAGAUGCUUGUUAAAAGCUGCAGACCGUAUUUCCCAGUAUCCUCCACUCAGGAGAUGCUGGAUGAAUGGAGGCCUCUGCUGUGCCCAUUUGACCACACCAUGCAGAAAGCCAUCAGUUACUUUGAGCUGUUCUUGCCCACCAUCCUGCCCCCAGAACAGCUCCACCUGGGGUUCAAGCUGUGGUUCGAGGAGCUGAUGGAACUGUGGGUGUCUGUACAGAACUUGCCUGCUUGGGAGGGGACUCUGGUGAACCUGUUCGCUCGCCUGGCCAACGACAACAUUGGAUACAUCGACUGGGACCCUUAUAUCCCCAAGAUUUUCACCAGGUUCCUGCGGAGUUUAAACCUGCCUGUGGGCGCCAGUCAGUUGCUUGUCCCCAGAUACCUGACCAACGCCUAUGAUAUUGGCCAUGUAGCGCUCUGGAUCUCUUCCAUGCUGGGGGGGCCCAGCAAGCAGGCCCAGAAGCAGCUGAGCGGCCUUUUCAACAGUAUUGCUACCUUCUUCCACCCUUCCAACAAUGGCCGCUGGCUGAUGAAGCUGAUGAAGCUCCUGCAGCGGCUCCCGGCCACGGUGGUGCGGCGGCUGCACCGCGAGCGCUACCAGUGCGCCACCUGGCUGCCGGCCGUGCCGGACAGCCACCGGCUGACGGAGCAGGACAUCACGGAGUUCGCCGAGUGCAUGAGGCAGCCGGUGCUGCUGGCCAUGUUCAGCAAGACGGGCAGCCUGGACGCGGCGCACGCCCUGCAGAACCUGGCGCUCGUUCGGCCUGGCCUCGUCAUUCCGCCCGUGCUGGAGAAGACGUACCUGGCUAUGGAGACGCUGACGGAGCCGCACCAGCUGACGGCUACGCUGAGCUGCAUGAUCGGCAUGGCGCGCAGCCUGGCCCGCGGGGGGCGCCAGUUCCCCGAAGGCCCCACGCACGUGCUGCCCCUGCUCAUGAGGGCUCUGCCGGGCGUCGACCCCAACGACUUCAGCAAGUGCAUGAUCACAUUCCAGUUCAUCGCUACUUUUACAACUCUGGUGCCUUUGGUUGACUGUUCAGCUGCCCUUCACGAAAGAGAUAACCUGACAGAGAUGGAACGGGAGCUCUGUUCUGCUUCAGCAGAGUUUGAGGACUUUGUGGUUCAGUUCAUUGACAGGUGCUUUGCGCUGAUUGAGAGCAGUACUCUGGAACACACCCGUGAGGAGCUGGAGAUGGAGAAGAUGACCCACCUGGAGAGCCUGGUCGAGCUAGGCCUCUCCUCCACCUUCAGCACCAUCCUUACACAGUGCUCCAUGGACAUCUUCAAGGUGGCCCUGGAGAAGGUCUUUAACUUUGCCACCACCAACAUCUUUGAGACGCGGGUAGCCGGGAGGAUGGUGGCAGACAUGUGCAGAGCUGCCUCCAAGUGUCACCCUGCAGAAGCACUAAAGCUCUUUGUGCCACACUGUUGCAGCGCAAUAACACACAUCACUGCCAACGAGGACGUCCUGAGUGAAGAGGAACUGGAUAAGGACCUGCUAUGGAACCUUCAGCUGCUGUCAGAGGUGAGUCGUGUGGACGGAGAGAAGCUCCUCCCCUAUCGCCCACGCCUGGUGGAGAUUCUGCAGCUGACCCUCCACGUGAAGUGCAAGCAGGGCUACAGUCUGGCCUGCAACCUGCUCCACCACGUCCUGCGAUCCACCGCCCUCAUCUACCCCACCGAGUACUGCAGCGUGCCGGGCGGGUUCCAGCGCCCCCUGCAGGAGUACCUGCCCGUCAAGGACUGGGGUCGGCACGGGGAUCUGAGGAACCUGCAGGUGCAGUGGCACGUUCCCAGCGCAGAGGAGAAGGACGUGGUGUUCGAGCUUCUGGACCUGCUGCUGCAGCCCGAACUGCUGCGCCUGCAGAGACACGCCCAGGGAGAAGAGGACAUGAGCAGGGAUGAUGUCCUGCAGAGCUUGGCCAUUGUGCAGCACUGCCUGCUGGGAGCUGGGAGCAUGCUACCCCCCCUGGAGGGACAGGUGGUGUCUGGCCUGAUUACCAGUAUGGUGAAUCUGGAGGAAACCAAACUGUAUGUGGGCAUGGAAUAUGACAGGACCAGAGAGAACUACAGAGAGACCAUCUGCAGGGUGAUGAGACAGCUGUUACAUUAUAUUCUGGAACAUUCUGAGGAUGACACAAAGUCACUCUUCUCCAUUAUUAAGAUCAUUAAUGACCUGCUGCACUUCAAUGGUUCUCACAAGCCUGAGUUUGACUCUCGCUGGAAGAGUUUCACCUUGGUCAAAAAGUCCAUGGAGAACCGGCUCCAUGGCAGAAAGCAGCACAUUCGAGCCCUGCUCAUCGACAGGGUCAUGCUCCAGCAUGAGCUGCGGAAGCUAACAGUGGAGGGCUCUGAAUAUAAGACGGUUCACCAGGACCUUCUUGGAGACCUGCUACAGCUCUCCACCAGCACAUACAGUCAGGUGCGCAGUAAGGCUCAGAGUGUGUUCUUCUCAGCUCUGGGAAGCUAUAAUUUCUGCUGCAGGGACCUGCUCCCUCAUGUGCUGAAGUUCUUGGAACCAGACCGCACUGAUGUCACGCUGCAACAGUUCAAGGGUGCGUUGUACUGUCUCCUUGGUAACCAAGGCGGGCUGUGCAUGGCCUGUCUCCAUGACUGGGACUGCGUGGUUCAGGCGUGGCCGGUGAUGGUGCGCGCGGGUCUCAGUCGGGUCAUGUGCCUCGAGAAGCCCUCUAUCGUGCGCCUCUUUGACGACCUCACCGACAAGGUCCACCGGCAGUACGAGACCAUCGGCCUGGACUUCACCAUUUCAGAGAAUGUGUUGUCUCUGGCCAAUAUGAUCAUGAAGUCCCGUAGCCCUGCCUCCUCUGUGGCCCCACCCUCUGCUGAAGUCCUAGAGUUGGGUGUACAGCGUCUACAAGCAAAAAACCUGGACUCACAAGAGAAGUACGAGAGGCUAAUCGGCGAGCUCCUGGACUGCCUUAGUGAUGGAGACCUGCCCUGGAAGUUUGAACACAUGGCUAUCGGGCUCCUGUCCCUGCUGCUGCGGGACGAUCACCCCCUGCCUGUCCCUGCCGUGCGCUUCUUCAUCCAGAGCCUCAACCACGACUCACUCACUGUGCGCCAGGUGGCAGUAUUAUCUGUUGCUGGCAUCUUGAAGCAGCUGAAGAGGCCCCAUAAGAAAGUUCUUGUUAGUCCAGAAGAAAUCUGUACCAGUGAGGCCGAGGGGAUGGUGGCUGAGGACAGACCUGAUAAUUGGUGGCUUCUGUAUGACAGCGAAUAUCUGCCCCACACACAGCAGGAGUGGGAGAGCUGCCACUUUGUGGAGAAAACCCACUUGGGCUUCUACAGCUGGCCACGGAAGCUGAUGCUAUAUGCUCCUACACAUGAGCAGCCAAAGCAAGACCUCAGUAGAGAGGAGAUGAGUGAGAGGGAGCAGGUUGUGUACGACCAUUUCAUCGACCCCGAGUUCAUCGACCAGCUGAUCAAGUUCUUGUGCCUUGAGGACCGUAAGGGCAAGGACCGCUUCAGCCCUAGAAGAUUCUGCCUCUUCAAGGGAUUGUUCCGGAACUUCGGCGACGCUUUCCUGCCCGUGUUCCUGCCGCACAUGGAGCGCCUGGUGGCCGACUCCCACGAGAGCACGCAGCGCUGCGUCGCUGAGAUCAUGGCAGGCCUGAUCCGCGGCUCCAAACACUGGAGCUACAGCAAGGUGGUGCGACUCUGGGAGAUGCUCAGUCCUCUGAUCCGCACAGCCCUGUCCAACAUCACCGUGGAAACCUACGUUGACUGGGGCACCUGCAUCGCCACUGCCUGUGAGAGCAGAGACCCUCGGAAGCUGCACUGGCUGUUUGAGAUGCUGAUGGAGUCACCGGUUAACGGAGAAGGGGGGUCCUUUGUGGAUGCCUGUCGGCUGUAUGUGCUACAGGGCGGUCUAGCACAGCAGCAGUGGCGUGUUCCGGAACUCUUGCACAGACUACUGGACUACCUGGAGCCCAAACUCACACAGGUGUACAAGAACGUGCGCGAACGCAUUGGGAGUGUGCUGACCUACAUCUUCUUGAUUGACGUGAGCCUGCCGCUCACUCGGCCUACGACGUCGCCGCGGAUCUGGGAGUUCACGGGCCGGGUUCUGGACAAGCUCAAGCCACUGAUGGAGGGCGACGAGGAGAUCCAGAACCACGUUCUGGAGGAGUACGGAGAGGAGGAGCAGGAUGAGAGGACACAGGCCAUCAAACUGCUGAAGACUGUGCUGAAGUGGCAGAUGGCCAGUGCGGGGCGCUCUUUCUCCACUGCGGUUCGGGAACAGGUGCAGCUUCUGCCCCUGCUCUUCAUGAUUGCUCCGGUGGAGAAUGAUGACAGCUACGAUGAGAUGAAAAGGGACGCAAAAGCCUGCCUGUCACUCAUGUCCCAGGGGCUGCUGUACCCAGGGCAGAUCCCAGAGGUGCUGUGUACACUGGAGAAGAUUGCCCACAGCAGCUCCUGGCAUGCGCGCUACACGGUGCUGACCUUCCUGCAGGUCAUGGUCUUCUACAACCUUUUCACCUUCCUGAGCGACGAGCAGAGCAUCCACACCGUGCGAGUGCUGGUCCUCACUCUGCUGGAGGAUGAGCAGCUGGAGGUGCGUGAGAUGGCUGCCACCACUCUGAGCGGUUUCCUGCAAUGUAACUUCCUGUCCAUUGACGCUUCCAUGCAAACUCACUUUGAGACCCUCUGUAAGACCCGGCUGCCCAAGAAGAAGAAGAGAGAUCUGGGCUCGACGGUGGACACCGUCCCCUCUGCAGACCUUAUGCGGCGCCAUGCUGGAGUGCUGGGUCUAAGCGCCUGCAUCCUCUCCAGUCCGUACAAUGUGCCCAGCUGGAUGCCCCAACUACUCAUGAACCUGAGCGCUCACCUCAACGACACACAACCCAUAGAGAUGACCGUGAAGAAGACGCUGUCAGACUUCCGACGGACUCACCAUGACAACUGGCAGGAGCACAAGCAGCAGUUCACUGAUGACCAGCUAGUGGUGCUGACCGACCUGCUAGUGUCACCCUGCUACUAUGCCUAGAACAGGGCAUCACAGGACUCUCUUCAAGAGACCAUUUUUUGUUUUCAUGAAUUAUUUUUUUGUUAUACAUUUUGUGAAGAUUGAGGAACAAACAAAAUGAUAUAUUUUUUGUCAUGUGGGUCUUUCCCACUCUCCUGUGGUCUGUGGUCUGUCUGAAUACGCUGUGGUCAUCCACGGUCAUCCACGGUUAGGACUGAAGCGCCCAAAGACCUGCUAUUCAGCAGACCAUGUGUUUGGGGGAAAUUUCUGAAAACGUGUUUCGUUCUUUAGGUCUUGUGUCUGAUGUACUUCAUUUUUCAGAUGAAUCCAAGGUGUUUGUGAAUCCAAGGAGUCUACGGUCUAAUAUUACGGUCCCAUUUCCCUCCAGUUUAGAGUGUGCAGAGGUGAUUUACAGCGAUGCUUUUCCCUUACUCUACAGCAUUGUGUGGAGGUUCACAUAAUUAUAGCAGUGUGAUUCACACAUGUACAGCACAGUGUUAAGAUUUACAGAUUUACAACAUGUUGAUGAGGUCUGCAUGAGGUCAGCACCGUGUUAAGAUCGCAUACUGAAUUUUCAGCACUGUAUUAAAAUAUCAUACUGAAUUUGCAGCACUGUUAAAAUCUCAUACUGAAUUUGCAGCACAAUGCUGAGAUCACAUACUGAAUUAGCAGCACUGUGUUAAAAUUGCAUACUGAAUUUGCAGCACUAUGUUGAGAUCACAUACUGAAUUAGCAGCACUGUGUUAAAAUCGCAUACUGAAUUUGCAGCACUAUGUUGAGAUCACAUACUGAAUUAGCAGCACUGUGUUAAAAUCGCAUACUGAAUUUGCAGCACUAUGUUGAGAUCACAUACUGAAUUAGCAGCACUGUGUUAAAAUCGCAUACUGAAUUUGCAGCACAAUGCUGAGAUCACAUACUGAAUUAGCAGCACUGUGUUAAAAUCGCAUACUGAAUUUGCAGCACUAUGUUUAGAGCACAUACUGAAUAUGCAGUACUGUCGAGAGUCACACAUUUACCAAGACCUGUAAGCAGUCUGGCAGGUGGCAUUUGGAGAAGGUUCAUUGCUGGUGAAAGGCCACCAUACAAAAUGUAGCCUAAUUGUUGACUUAAUGUACAAAUUGUGUGUGUUUGUAUUAUAUGUGUACCUUUGUAAAUAGUACACACACACAUUUAACAUGUACGUAUGUAGAUACUCCUUGUGUACCUUUAUAUGUUGUAAACUCACAUUACUAUUUUCUGAAGUGUGUUGUCUAUCUAUCCAUUAUCUAACCCCUAAUUCCUGGUCAGGGUUGUAGGGGACUGGAAUCUAUCCCAGCAUGUAUUGGGAGAGAGGCAGGAAUACACCUUGGACUGGUCACCAGUCUAUCGCAGGGCACACACACCAUUCACUCUCACUCAUACAUACAGGAAAUUUAGAAUCUCCAGUUAGCCUACCACAUGUCUUUGGACUGUGGGAGGAAACCAGAAUAACUAGAGGACUCUCACGCAGACACGGGAAGAAACAUGCAAACUCCACACAGAAAGGCCCCGGCCGGGACUCAAACCCAGAACCCUCUUGCUGUGAGGCGACCACUACAGUGUUGUCCCUGAGAAUUACAAUAACAGUAUUGUAAUUCCUUUGUUAUUUGGAGAGGCACAUUCUGGAAAUUUCAGGGGAUGUAAGAAUUUGCUGCAAUGUGGCCCAGUCGGUAUAAGCGAUCAAUGCAAAACCAUGCUGAGCUCGACUAGGCUGGUUUCCUGGACUCAUCCCCCUAGCUGUUGUGUGGGCUUUCUUGUGCAUGAACUCGCCGCUGGUCCACAGGUAUGUGUUUUGGCGGUGCGCAGGACGUUCAGCUCUAAUGCUGUUUGAGUGUGCGUGGGCGGCGCGGUGGAAAUAGGGCGGCGAAGCUGCUCGUUAAAAACAGGAAACAGGAAAAAAAAGUCGAUUCAUUUCCUCACACAUUUCUGAUAAACUUUUUACUGGCCAUUCUGUCAUGAUAGCGCGGUAAUAACUCAAAUGCCGAAAAAGGCUGAUUCUGACGUGAGGGCAUUGUGUGGGAUGUGAGGCAACUGCAGCAUCGCCGUUCUGUUUCCGUCGUACUGCAGUGGGCGAUAUCGAGCAACGACGAGGACGAACGCUCAAAACCAUGACUAACCAUGACCAUGCCGGGUUAGUGGGCAUCAGUUUGGAUGUGUGUGUGUGUGUGUGUGUGUGUUAGUGAGUGUGUGGUAGUAUAUGCAUGUCCUUGUUACACAGCAAUAUGAAUAUAAGCAUGUGUCUAUGUGUUCUUACUCAGGGCUCAGUGUUACUGUAUGGAUGCCAUGUGAUUACAAUGCCCCCACCACCAAUUUAGCCGUGAGCUCAGAUACUGAGUUGAUAAUCAUUAUUAUUCUAGAUUUUUAUAACCAAUACAAAUGGUGUGGAUUAUGUCAACAAACUGCAAACCAGCUUUUAUUUUACAUGCAUGGGCCCAGUCAUUGUGUGUUCUGGCUGAUCCCACUGAAUCUGUCUGUACAGAACCACUGUAUACAGUAUUGCCAAAAGUGCAGGGACUUUUUUUUAUAGUGGAUGUAUGUUUGCCUAUCUUAAUGAAGAGCCAAUAAAAGAGUUGUUUGUA